Molecule: messenger RNA, 644 nt
Organism: Rattus rattus (black rat)
Lineage: Eukaryota; Metazoa; Chordata; Mammalia; Rodentia; Muridae
Gene: Mrpl14
Product: mitochondrial ribosomal protein L14
Exons: 3
Coding region: 115-552 (145 amino acids)
Biological process (GO): translation
Cellular component (GO): ribosome; mitochondrion
Molecular function (GO): structural constituent of ribosome
Source: RefSeq, a predicted model, not a curated record
AGGGCGGGGCCUUGCAAGUGGGGUCCUUGGCGGGAGAUUCCCAGGCUGUCAACGCGGUCCCCAGAGAAAACAGCCUCUGUCCCUUUUCUCGCAGGUUUGCCAUCUUGGGACCCCAUGGCCGUCUUUACUGGGCUCCUUGGCUCCUUUGCCUAUGUCAGAGGAGCCGUCAGCCAGCGCUGCUUCAGCACCUCUGGGAGCCUCAGUGCAAUCCAGAAGAUGACUCGGGUCCGAGUAGUGGACAACAGCGCCCUGGGCAACACCCCCUACCACCGACCACCCCGAUGCAUCCACGUCUAUAACAAGAGCGGGGUGGGCAAGGUGGGUGACCAGAUCCUGCUGGCUAUCAGGGGGCAGAAGAAGAAAGCACUCAUCGUGGGCCACCGCAUGCCUGGCUCCCGAAUGACUCCAAAGUUUGACUCCAACAACGUGGUCCUCAUCGAGGACAAUGGCAACCCUGUGGGGACUCGAAUUAAGAUACCUAUCCCCACCAGCCUCCGCCGGAGGGAAGGAGAGUAUUCCAAGGUGCUGGCCAUCGCUCAGAACUUUGUGUGAGCAGAGCGGCUCUGAGCUGAGCAGCCAUUCCUUCCACACUGGUGACAGUGUCCUGGAACAGAAUAAAUGUUUUGAUGUGUGUUUUCUUCCUA